AUGCUACAUCUUGUCACCAUGGAGAUAUUACUUCGUGCCAAGUGUUUUCAGCAACUAGUAACCCCUGGUUCUAUAAGAGCACUACAUAAAGCUUACAGAGCAAUGACUCCUCAGAAUUUCUCCAAUUAUGAAUCUAUGAAGCAAGAGUUCAAACUGGAGAUUCCAGAAUAUUUCAACUUUGCCAACAAUGUUCUGGAUCAGUGGACCAAUGUAGAAAAGGCUGGAAAGAGGCCUUCCAUUCCAGCCUUCUGGUGGAUACAUGGAAAUGGAGAAGAGGUGAGAUGGAGUUUUGAGGAACUGGGAUCUUUGUCCAGGAAAUUUGCCAAUAUACUUACAGAAGCCUGUGCCCUGCAAAGGGGAGAUCGAGUAAUUGUAAUUCUCCCCAGGAUCCCAGAGUGGUGGCUUGCAAAUCUGGCCUGUCUCCGAACAGGGACAGUUUUAAUUACCGGAACCACUCAACUGACCCAGAAAGACAUCCUCUACAGAUUACAAUCAUCCAAAGCCAAGUGCAUUAUUACAAAUGAUGUUUUAGCCCCAGCUGUAGAUGCUAUUGCACCUAAAUGUGAAAAUCUGCGCUCCAAGCUAAUUGUAUCUCAGAACCCCAGAGAGGGGUGGGUGAACCUCAAGGAGAUGAUGAAACAUGCCAGUGACAACCACACCUGUGUGAAGACAAAACACAAUGAGACAAUGGCCAUUUACUUUACCAGUGGGACAAGCGGAUCUCCUAAAAUGACUGAACACACCCACAGCAGUUUUGGAAUAGGACUGUCUGUAAAUGGAAGGUUCUGGCUGGAUUUGACACCCUCAGAUGUGAUGUGGAAUACCUCAGACACAGGCUGGGCAAAGUCUGCAUGGAGUAGUGUCUUUUCUCCAUGGAGCCAGGGAGCGUGUGUAUUUGCACAUUAUUUGCCACGUUUUGAGCCAACUUCUAUCUUGCAAACACUCUCCAAGUUUCCCAUCACCGUAUUUUGUUCAGCUCCAACUGCAUACCGAAUGCUCGUACAGAGUCGUAAGAGUGGCUAUAACUUCAAAAGCUUAAAGCACUGUGUGAGUGCUGGAGAACCGAUCAACCCUGAAGUGACCGAACAAUGGAGAAACAGGACGGGCCUGGAUAUCUAUGAAGGAUACGGACAGACUGAAACAGUGCUAAUCUGUGCAAAUUUUAAGGGAAUGAAAAUUAAGCCUGGUUCAAUGGGAAAGCCUUCUCCUGCUUUUGAUGUUAAGAUUUUAGAUGUAAAUGGCAAUGUUCUACCUCCUGGACAAGAAGGAGAUAUUGGAAUUCAAGUUCAACCUAAGCGACCACUUGGCCUUUUUACUCGCUAUGUAGUAGUAAAGGCUUUUAUUGUUCUGAACCCUGAUUACAAGUCAUGUGACCAAGAACAAUUAAAAAAGGAGAUUCAGGAGCAUGUAAAAAAGACUACAGCACCUUACAAAUAUCCCAGAAAGGUAGAAUUUAUACAAGAGCUGCCAAAGACUGUCAGUGGGAAGAUAAAAAGAAAUGAACUGAGAAAAAAAGAAUGGGAAAAAAUUUAA
This is a messenger RNA of Orycteropus afer afer, 1533 nucleotides long. It is a transcript of the gene ACSM3, whose product is annotated as acyl-CoA synthetase medium chain family member 3. Bases 1 to 1533 code for a protein of 510 amino acids. Gene Ontology annotation, molecular function: fatty-acyl-CoA synthase activity; fatty acid ligase activity. Lineage: Eukaryota; Metazoa; Chordata; Mammalia; Tubulidentata; Orycteropodidae. The transcript has 11 exons. Gene Ontology annotation, biological process: acyl-CoA metabolic process; fatty acid biosynthetic process. The record is from RefSeq and is a predicted model, not a curated record. Gene Ontology annotation, cellular component: mitochondrial matrix.